CAACCAGCAAUGAAUCUUGACUCGCUCUCGCUGGCCUUGUCUCAAAUCAGCUACCUGGUGGACAAUUUAACCAAGAAAAACUACCGAGCCAGCCAGCAGGAAAUACAGCAUAUUGUGAAUAGGCACGGUCCCGAGGCAGACAGGCAUUUACUACGCUGUCUAUUCUCGCACGUGGAUUUCAGUGGCGAUGGUAAAAGUAGUGGCAAAGAUUUCCAUCAGACUCAAUUUCUGAUCCAGGAGUGUGCGUCGCUGAUUACGAAACCAAACUUUAUCUCGACGCUGUCCUACGCCAUUGACAAUCCGUUGCACUAUCAGAAGAGUCUAAAGCCUUCACCCCAUUUAUUUGCCCAAUUGAGUAAAGUCAUCAAAUUAAGUAAAGUUCAAGAGGUGAUUUUUGGCCUUGCCUUACUGAACUCUUUCAGCUCGGAUCUACGAGGUUUUGCUGCCCAGUUUAUCAAACAGAAACUCCCGGAUCUUUUGCGCUCUUACAUUGACGCGGACGUCAGUGGAAAUCAAGAAGGUGGCUUCCAAGAUAUUGCAAUAGAGGUCCUGCACCUUCUCCUCUCCCAUCUCCUUUUUGGGCAGAAGGGAGCCUUUGGGGUAGGACAGGAACAGAUUGACGCUUUUCUCAAAACAUUACGUAGAGAUUUUCCCCAGGAACGUUGCCCUGUGGUGCUUGCACCACUUCUAUACCCUGAAAAACGGGACAUUCUAAUGGACAGGAUCCUGCCUGAUUCUGGAGGGAUAGCCAAAACCAUGAUGGAGAGUUCUCUGGCAGAUUUCAUGCAAGAAGUUGGCUAUGGCUUUUGUACAAGUGUUGAAGAAUGUCGCAACAUAAUCAUGCAGUUUGGUGUUCGGGAAGUCACGGCUGCCCAGGUUGCCAGGGUUUUGGGGAUGAUGGCUCGAACUCAUUCUGGAUUGACAGAUGGCAUUCCAUUACAAUCUAUUUCGGCUCCUGGCAGUGGGAUUUGGAGUGAUGGGAAGGAUAAAAGUGAUGGAGCACAAGCGCACACCUGGAAUGUGGAGGUCUUAAUUGAUGUUCUGAAAGAGCUGAAUCCUAGCCUGGACUUCAAAGUGGUAACCUAUGAAUUGGACCAUCCGGGAUUUCAGAUUCGUGACAGCAAGGGCCUGCAUAUUGUAGUGUUUGGCAUCCAGAGAGGGCUAGGCAUGGAGGUUUUCCCAGUUAAUGCCAUAUACAGACCUUGGAAGCACGCAGAGGGCCAGCUCUCCUUCAUUCAACAUUCCCUCAUAAACCCUGACAUCUUCUGUUUUGCUGACUACCCUUGUCAUACUGUUGCCACAGAUAUCCUGAAAGCACCACCAGAGGAUGACAAUCGAGAAAUUGCUACUUGGAAGAGCCUGGAUUUGAUUGAAUCUCUGUUACGAUUGGCAGAAGUGGGACAGUAUGAGCAGGUUAAGCAGCUCUUCAGUUUUCCCAUCAAGCAUUGCCCAGAUAUGUUGGUAUUGGCCUUACUGCAGAUCAACACAUCCUGGCAUACCUUGCGCCAUGAACUCAUCUCCACACUCAUGCCAAUUUUCCUGGGCAACCAUCCCAACUCUGCCAUCAUCUUGCACUAUGCAUGGCAUGGACAGGGUCAGUCUCCUUCGAUUCGUCAGCUUAUCAUGCAUGCAAUGGCAGAAUGGUACAUGAGAGGGGAACAGUAUGACCAGGCAAAAUUGUCACGUAUUCUUGAUGUGGCGCAAGACUUAAAGGCCUUGUCAAUGCUGCUAAAUGGUACUCCAUUUGCCUUUGUUAUUGACCUUGCUGCACUUGCCUCUCGACGGGAAUACCUCAAACUUGACAAAUGGCUCACAGAUAAAAUUCGGGAGCAUGGGGAGCCCUUCAUCCAGGCCUGUAUGACUUUCUUGAAGAGAAGAUGUCCAUCUAUCCUGGGUGGCCUUGCUCCAGAAAAAGAUCAGCCCAAAAGUGCUCAACUGCCUCCAGAAACCUUGGCGACUAUGCUGGCAUGUCUGCAAGCUUGUGCUGGGAGUGUUUCUCAGGAGCUGUCGGAGACCAUCCUCACCAUGGUAGCUAACUGCAGUAAUGUCAUGAACAAGGCGAGACAGCCACCCCCUGGAGUCAUGCCGAAAGGCCGCCCGCCCAGCGCCAGCAGCUUGGAUGCCAUCUCUCCUGUACAGAUCGACUCGCUUGCAGGAAUGGCAUCGCUUAGUCUAGGUGGCUCAGCUGCUCCUCAUACCCAGAGCAUGCAAGGCUUCCCUCCAAACCUGGGCUCUGCGUUCAGUACUCCUCAGUCACCAGCAAAAGCGUUUCCCCCUCUUUCCACCCAAAACCAGACAACAGGUUUCAGUGGCAUCGGGGGACUCUCUUCCCAGCUUCCAGGUGGUCUUACUACGGGUAGCCUGACUGGCAUAGGAACUGGAGCCCUGGGCCUUCCUGCGGUGAACAAUGACCCAUUCGUGCAAAGGAAGCUGAGCACAUCUGGACUGAACCAGCCUACAUUCCAGCAGAGUAAGAUGAAACCUUCUGACUUAUCUCAGGUGUGGCCGGAGGCUAAUCAGCACUUUAGCAAAGAAAUAGAUGAUGAGGCAAACAGCUACUUCCAGCGUAUUUACAACCAUCCACCACAUCCAACCAUGUCCGUUGAUGAGGUCUUGGAAAUGCUGCAGAGGUUUAAGGACUCAAAUAUUAAACGGGAGCGAGAAGUGUUCAACUGUAUGCUGAGGAACUUGUUUGAGGAAUACCGUUUCUUUCCCCAGUACCCAGAUAAAGAGCUGCACAUAACAGCCUGCCUCUUUGGUGGGAUAAUAGAGAAAGGACUGGUUACUUAUAUGGCAUUGGGCCUGGCCCUGCGCUAUGUUCUUGAAGCCUUACGAAAGCCUUUUGCAUCCAAAAUGUACUAUUUUGGUAUUGCUGCACUAGAUAGAUUUAAAAAUAGACUGAAGGACUAUCCCCAGUAUUGUCAGCACUUGGCUUCUAUUAGUCACUUUAUACAGUUCCCGCAUCAUUUACAGGAGUACAUAGAAUACGGACAGCAGUCCAGAGAUCCUCCUGUGAAGAUGCAGGGUUCAAUCACCACCCCUGGAAGUAUUGCACUUGCCCAGGCUCAGGCCCAGGCCCAAGUUCCAGCAAAAGCUCCUCUUGCUGGCCAAGUCAGCACUAUAGUAACCACCUCAACCACCACCACUGUUGCAAAAACCAUUACAAUCACCCGACCAACUGGAGUCAGCUUCAAGAAGGAUGUGCCGCCUUCCAUUAAUACUACCAACAUUGAUACGCUGUUAGUAGCAACAGAUCAAACAGAGAGAAUUGUGGAACCUCCAGAGAAUGUCCAGGAAAAAAUUGCUUUCAUCUUCAAUAAUUUGUCUCAGUCAAAUAUGACACAGAAGGUUGAGGAAUUGAAGGAAACAGUGAAAGAAGAGUUCAUGCCUUGGGUAUCACAGUAUCUUGUGAUGAAGAGGGUCAGUAUUGAGCCUAAUUUUCACAGCUUAUAUUCAAACUUCCUUGACACGCUGAAGAAUCCAGAAUUUAAUAAAAUGGUUCUGAAUGAAACCUACAGAAACAUCAAGGUGCUACUGACAUCGGAUAAAGCUGCAGCCAACUUCUCAGACCGUUCCUUGUUAAAGAACCUUGGUCACUGGCUGGGAAUGAUUACGCUGGCUAAAAAUAAGCCCAUCUUGCACACGAAGAUUUGGAUGGUUGCCAAAGUCUUAGAAUCCAGCGUCAGGAGUGUGGUCUUCAGGCCUCCAAACCCAUGGACAAUGGCCAUUAUGAAUGUUUUAGCUGAGCUACAUCAAGAGCAUGAUCUAAAAUUGAAUCUGAAGUUUGAGAUUGAGGUGCUCUGCAAGAAUCUUGCACUAGACAUCAAUGAGCUGAAACCUGGAAGUCUCCUGAAAGAUAAGGAUCGUCUGAAAAAUCUGGAUGAGCAGCUGUCUGCUCCGAAGAAGGAUGUGAAACAGCCAGAAGAGCUACCACCCAUCACAACGACUACUGCUUCUACAACUCCAGCUACCAGCACCACUUGUACAGCCACGGUUCCUCCACAGCCCCAGUACAGUUAUCACGACAUCAACGUCUAUUCUUUAGGAGGGUUGGCUCCGCAUAUUACCUUAAAUCCAACGAUUCCGCUGUUUCAAGCCCACCCGCAGCUGAAGCAGUGUGUGCGGCAGGCAAUAGAGCGAGCAGUGCAAGAGCUUGUCCAUCCGGUGGUCGAUCGGUCCAUUAAGAUUGCCAUGACUACUUGUGAGCAGAUAGUCAGGAAGGACUUUGCGCUGGAUUCAGAGGAGUCGCGAAUGCGUGUGGCCGCACACCAUAUGAUGCGGAACCUCACUGCUGGGAUGGCCAUGAUUACCUGCAGGGAACCUUUGCUGAUGAGCAUAGCUACCAACCUGAAAAACAGUUUUGCCACUGCGCUGAGGGCAGCCUCCCCACAACAGAGGGACAUGAUGGAGCAAGCAGCUGCCCAGUUAGCGCAGGACAACUGUGAGCUAGCAUGCUGCUUUAUCCAGAAGACAGCUGUGGAAAAGGCAGGCCCUGAGAUGGACAAGAGGCUUGCAACUGAAUUUGAGCUCAGAAAACAUGCUAGACAAGAGGGUCGUCGGUACUGUGAUCCCGUGGUGUUAACUUACCAGGCUGAGCGAAUGCCAGAACAGAUCAGGUUAAAGGUUGGAGGUGUGGACCCAAAGCAGCUGGCUGUUUAUGAGGAGUUUGCACGCAAUGUCCCUGGCUUCUUGCCUACCAAUGACUUAACUCAGCCUACAGGAUUCUUGGCUCAGCCCAUGAAGCAAGCUUGGGCUACGGAUGAUGUAGCACAAAUCUAUGACAAAUGUAUGACAGAACUGGAGCAGCACCUGCAGUCCAUCCCACACACCCUAGCCAUGAAUCCUCAAGCUCAAGCGUUGCGCAGCCUGUUGGAGGCUGUGGUAGUGGCUCGUAACUCCCGUGAUGCUAUUGCUGCACUUGGACUACUGCAGAAGGCUGUGGAGGGCUUACUGGAUGCCACCAGUGGGGCAGAUGCUGACCUCCUGCUUCGCUAUCGCGAGUGUCAUCUGCUGGUGCUGAAGGCUCUGCAGGAUGGCCGUGCAUAUGGAUCUCCGUGGUGUAAUAAACAAAUUACUAGGUGCCUGAUCGAANNNNGAGAUGAGUACAAGUAAAAUGUGGAAGCUGUGGAGCUGCUAAUCCGCAAUCACCUGGUUAACAUGCAGCAGUACGACCUUCACUUGGCUCAGUCAAUGGAGAAUGGCUUGAACUAUAUGGCUGUGGCGUUUGCCAUGCAGCUGGUAAAAAUCCUGCUGGUGGAUGAGAGAAGUGUUGCCCACGUGACAGAGGCAGAUCUGUUCCACACGAUUGAGACACUCAUGAGGAUUAAUGCUCAUUCCAGAGGAAACGCCCCAGAAGGAUUACCCCAGCUGAUGGAAGUGGUCCGAUCAAACUAUGAAGCGAUGAUUGACCGUGCUCACGGAGGUCCCAAUUUCAUGAUGCAUUCGGGAAUUUCCCAAGCCUCUGAGUAUGAUGAUCCGCCAGGUCUGAGGGAGAAGGCAGAAUACCUGCUGCGGGAGUGGGUCAACCUCUACCAUUCAGCUGCAGCGGGCCGUGAUAGUACCAAAGCAUUCUCUGCGUUUGUUGGACAGAUGCACCAGCAAGGAAUCCUGAAAACGGAUGACCUGAUCACCCGCUUUUUCCGUCUUUGCACCGAAAUGUGUGUUGAAAUCAGCUAUCGUGCUCAGGCUGAGCAACAGCAUAAUCCUGCUGCCAACCCCACUAUGAUUCGAGCCAAGUGCUACCACAAUCUGGAUGCCUUUGUGCGACUUAUUGCACUGCUAGUGAAGCACUCUGGGGAGGCAACCAACACAGUUACAAAGAUCAACCUCCUGAAUAAGGUUCUCGGUAUUGUGGUGGGAGUUCUUCUGCAAGACCAUGAUGUUCGUCAGAGUGAGUUUCAGCAGCUUCCUUACCAUCGCAUUUUCAUCAUGUUGCUGUUGGAAUUAAAUGCUCCUGAGCAUGUGCUGGAGACCAUCAACUUCCAGACACUCACAGCCUUCUGUAACACAUUUCACAUCCUGAGGCCUACAAAAGCUCCAGGUUUUGUUUAUGCCUGGCUGGAACUCAUCUCCCAUCGGAUAUUUAUUGCAAGAAUGCUGGCACAUACACCACAGCAGAAGGGUUGGCCUAUGUAUGCCCAGUUACUGAUCGAUCUUUUCAAGUACUUGGCUCCUUUCCUUAGAAAUGUGGAACUCACCAAACCUAUGCAAAUCCUUUACAAGGGCACUCUGCGUGUGUUGCUGGUCUUGUUGCAUGAUUUCCCAGAAUUUCUUUGUGACUACCACUACGGGUUCUGUGAUGUGAUCCCACCUAACUGUAUUCAGCUAAGGAAUCUGAUCCUGAGUGCCUUCCCACGGAACAUGCGGCUUCCAGACCCUUUUACCCCCAAUCUGAAGGUGGACAUGUUAAGUGAGAUUAAUAUUGCUCCACGAAUACUGACGAAUUUCACUGGAGUGAUGCCCCCUCAGUUCAAAAAAGACUUGGAUUCCUAUCUCAAAACCCGUUCUCCAGUCACUUUUUUGUCUGAUUUGCGCAGCAACCUACAGGUAUCAAAUGAACCUGGCAACCGCUACAACAUCCAGCUGAUUAACGCACUGGUGCUCUACGUCGGUACACAAGCUAUUGCGCACAUUCACAACAAAGGCAGCACGCCCUCUAUGAGCACCAUUACCCACUCGGCUCACAUGGACAUCUUCCAGAAUUUGGCAGUGGACCUGGACACUGAAGGCCGGUACCUUUUCCUGAACGCAAUCGCCAAUCAGCUGCGAUACCCCAACAGUCACACGCACUACUUCAGCUGCACCAUGCUGUACCUGUUUGCAGAGGCCAACACGGAGGCUAUCCAGGAGCAGAUCACUAGGGUUCUCUUGGAACGACUGAUUGUAAAUAGGCCUCAUCCUUGGGGUCUCCUUAUUACGUUCAUUGAGCUGAUAAAAAACCCAGCGUUCAAGUUCUGGAACCAUGAGUUUGUUCACUGCGCUCCAGAAAUUGAGAAGCUGUUCCAGUCGGUUGCACAGUGCUGCAUGGGGCAGAAGCAGGCCCAGCAAGUGAUGGAAGGGACUGGUGCCAGUUAGAUGAGCUGUGUUGCGUGCUGGAAGCGUGCCAGCCCGGAGGUCCCCGUCCCAUUGACCGGCAGAAGACUCUGUAAGGCUCCUCCUGACCUCCCUAGCCCCCCUGAUUGGGUAGACGCAACAGACCCUGGGUGAAAGUCUGUGUGGGCACGUUCCAAAGUUUGAAACAAAUCUCUGACUCUUGGCCAAAAUUCAGAAGAUGCUGUGAAUAUCACUUUGAACUAGUGUAAAUACAAGGAACAGAAACGUUUGUCUGGACUUUUGGGUUUGUGCAAAUUGUGUAAAAGGCAGGUGGGUAACCGGUGCCUGUCCAGCUUGUAAUAAAGGGGCAGCUGCUGAUGCCAAGCACUUGUCUGGGGCAGACCUCCUUGUCCUGACAUUCCCAGACUCCCAAAGAAUAUUGAAAAUAUUAUGUAACUUAUUUUUCUUUAUGUGGAUGAGGGACCUUUAAAUCACUUCAGUUGUUUUACAAAAAAAAAAAAAAGGUGGCUGUCUUUGGAAUACGGGAAUACUACGGAGUAGAGGAGGGGUGAGGGAGAGGUUAGGGCUGAGCUUUGCUUUCCCCCCACCCUCACCAGAUGCUGACAGGCAGCGAGUGGAGUGGCAGUCCGAGAAUGCCUCCUUUACCUGGAGGGGACACACCUCAGGCCCUGUGGGAGAGGGUCGGCUGUUUUUAGUAAAGAAACCAGAGACCAGGGCUAUAGCUUUUUU
This is a messenger RNA of Opisthocomus hoazin, 7782 nucleotides long. Lineage: Eukaryota; Metazoa; Chordata; Aves; Opisthocomiformes; Opisthocomidae. The record is from RefSeq and is a predicted model, not a curated record.